Molecule: messenger RNA, 3184 nt
Organism: Geodia barretti
Lineage: Eukaryota; Metazoa; Porifera; Demospongiae; Tetractinellida; Geodiidae
Source: the annotation of a GenBank genome assembly
UCAGUUCGGACACUGUACUUCUUUUGCUGCAGUUUUGCUACCGCACACUAGCUAGUACUAUAGUGCGGCUGUUGUUUUGCUCUGUUUCACCUGUCCAGUUAUUAGUUUCGCAGUGACUUUGCAAGUAUAGCAUUUGCAACUCUUUUGGGUUUGGCUAAAAUGAAGGCAUGCCAGGGAGCACUUCUGCUGCUCUUGUUUGCUGCACUGGGCCAUGCCCAAGUGGCUCCAGGAGACGAGAGUUCGAGGUGUACAGAUCAACUAGAUCCCUACCCUCCCAGCACGAUAAUGUUGAUGAACUCUCGACACUACUCUGCACUCCUGGGACCUGAAGGAGUCUGGGACCAGAUGGAUUUGGAUGACAAUGAUCCCGACGACUCAUUCAACCCAACAUACUUCAAGCACAAUGCUGGUGGAAUUUGCAGGUGGUCGGUGAUGUCAUGUGGCUACCGCAGUGGCUGGCAGGACAACUAUCUGUUCACUCAGUUCAUCUCGAAGGCAGCACCUCCCGAACACCACCCACACUGUACGAGUCAUCGUGGACAUUCUCUACACCCUCUCCAGUUGCCGCAUUCGCUACAACUGCAACCCCAAAUUCCAACUGCUCAAGUUUGAGACAGACGGCCCACAACAAAGAGAAGUGUUCACAGACCACACCAACUACCAGUCAAUCAGGGUUAUAACCGGCUCUUCAGCAGUCACUCAGCGCCUCGUGGAAAACAUUGAUAUCCCUGCAAACAUCGAAGGGAUCUACUUGGCCGUUCGAGACAACACAUCAUGUAUUCAGGUAGCUCAGAUGCAGGUCUACCGCUACCAGUGCCCGAGGAAACAAGAGGGUCUUGUCGUCUUCCCUGACACUGCAGCUCCAGUGAAUGGAAACAUGACCAUUACUGCGCAGUGCAUGCCCGACUCCUACCCAGUCACUGAUAUGGACAUACUGUGCUAUGAUACUGGAUACUGGAGUGGAUCUGGCCGGUGCAGAUGUUAUCCUGGCUACUAUAGGCACAGAGGAGUUGAAGGCGACUACUGUGUCCCCUGUCCAGUGGGGUACUACAGGAGUGACUCUGACCCAGAGGACGAAUGCAUACUCUGUCCAGCAUUCACUGAGGUGGAUUUGGAAGGAGCUCCGUCUUGCAACUGUCUUACCAACCACUUCAGGAACAAUGAGGGAUUACACAAUCGCUGUCCAGUCCUCUCAGAUAGAGGAAGGCGUGUCCUACGGUUGUACCUGGUCACCGAGUGCGCCCCUUAAUCUAGAGCCAAUUGGAUACACUGACUCGUCUAUCACGAUCAGAUGGGAGGCCCCAUAUGAAAACGGAGGACGCAGUGACCUCUACUACCAAGUCCAUCACUCUGACCCUGUCAUUCCAGGACUAAUGAUUGAAGCAAACUGCACCCGAAAUGAAGAGUGCCUCACAGACACUGUGUGCACCAUCACUGGUCUUCAACCGGCUACCACGUACUUUGUGAGGGUGUCGGCCCACAAUGGAGUCAGUGAUCAAGACGAGGGUGGAGCUCUCACGAGAAUAAUUGACAUUACUCUGGAGACUGACGUUGCUCCUCCAACUGCAGUCGAAGAAAUAGAGGCGUUUUGUGAGGUGAUUGUGUGGGGAAGAACCAGCCGUUACAAAUGGAGAGAUCCUUUCUAUGGACUCGUGUUCAACUAUUCUAAUGGAACUGAAAGCGUAUUCCAUGUAUCUGGAGACAAAUGCUUCUUCAUAAUUUCCUCUUUCUACGAGCAAAACCUUACUGUACAGAUUUUUGCUAUCAACAAAGCUGGGCCUGGUCCAUACGCUUCUGUUGAUCUGCCUGAAUGCCCCUGGGUAUUUCCAUACCCAACUCCAUCCCCUCUCCCAAUACCCGCCUCUCCUACAAGACUCCCGGAUCCAAGUACUGUGUACGUGACGUCAACUGAAACAGUCGUUUCCACCGAGACUGCCACUGUCACUACUCAAAUACCCAUCCCAACGUCUGUUACAGUCACUGUUCCUACCACAGUCACGACCACUGCAACUGUGACAGACGAAGUCACCAGCACUACAACUUCUGUGGUCACUUCAACGGUUGUUAGCACAGCCGUUGCUCCCACUCCCUCACCAGUCGUGAUCGAAGUUCCAACAACUGUUACAACAACAGCCACUGCCACUACAACCGAAACAAUCCACAAUACAGCUACUACGACUGAAACGGUCACGACCACAGCUACCACAACUGUUGUACCUGAACCAUCAUCCGUUGUGGUCCACGUUCCUACAACGGUCUUUACCACCGCCACCGAAACCGAUUACAUCACCACCACCACAACCGAUACCGUCACGACCACAGCCACCACAAGCAUAGUGAUCGAACCAUCGCCCGUUGUUGUCUCUAUUACUGUUACCGAAACAGCCACUGAAACUGACCACGUAACUGCUACCACAACUACUGUUGUGACUACCUGCCCAGCCAUACCUACACCGGAGCCAACACGGCUUCCUGCCUGCCCUGAGCCCGCUCCGUGUGACAGUUGCUGUGAGGAAUGCGAGGAAUGCGAACCUCCCUCUCCUCCCCCUCCGUGUCCAAUCUGUGACGACCCUACUCCCCCGGCCUGCCCUCCUUGCCCCACCAUCUCCUUCUUCUCUGGAUCUGCAAACUGUGCCCGACCAAACAGAAAACCAGGCAACAUUCGCAACGUGCGCAUGUUGAACUGUGGAAUGAUAGUGUGGGAUAUGCCGGAAGACGCCAGUUGUUGCAAGGAGAAGCUGACCUACAAGGUCAGGUUCUUCAAUGGCACCAGUUUCAAGCGGGCCGAGGAGACUCACAGGAAGGUGGUGAGCGUUGAUACCUCGUGGAUCAAGUUCACCUCGAGCGAUCUUCCAGUUGGUCGACCACUGCAAGUUAUGGUGAAGGCGAGGAAGCAGGAUGGAAUUCACUCGGCACAGUGGGUGAAUGCUGGGCUCCUGACAGAUUCGUACGUGAUGGAUUGCCCUCCUUUCAACUAACUGCACAAGAGCAACACGCCGUGUUUCUCAAACUUAUUACUGUAUUCCCUUGCACACACUCACAACAGGCAGUAGUUUAUCAUAAACAUUGAGGCGUUUUGCUGUACCAUGAUAUGUUAUGAAACACUAUGUGCAUUAGUCAGUCACUCACCCAAAAGACUAUAAUAUAGCCAGUAUGGUGCAAUGUGAAAGUAUAUUUUUGAGGA